Messenger RNA from Brienomyrus brachyistius, 1176 nucleotides. RefSeq names its product indoleamine 2,3-dioxygenase 2-like. Gene Ontology annotation, molecular function: indoleamine 2,3-dioxygenase activity; metal ion binding; heme binding. Bases 1 to 1176 code for a protein of 391 amino acids. The record is from RefSeq and is a predicted model, not a curated record. The transcript is spliced from 10 exons. Gene Ontology annotation, cellular component: cytoplasm. Gene Ontology annotation, biological process: 'de novo' NAD+ biosynthetic process from L-tryptophan. NCBI's taxonomy places the organism in Eukaryota, Metazoa, Chordata, Actinopteri, Osteoglossiformes, Mormyridae.
AUGGAGCCUGAAAUCCAACUGGAAUCUUUCCAUGUGUCCAGCACCAAGGGCUUUGUCCUGGACGAUCCAAAGACUGAUCUCUCAGAGUACUACCAGCCAUGGAUGAGCAUCGCCAUGGACCUCCCCCAGCUGAUCCAAACUCAUCAGCUCCAGCACAGGGUCCAUGAGAUGCCGCUGUUGAGCACCACGCAUCUCCAAGGGCACAGAGAAGAGAGGCUGGCACACCUGGCACUGGGCUUCAUCACCAUGGGCUAUGUGUGGCAGGAAGGAGAGCACCAGCCAGUCAAGACGCUCCCCAGGCAGCUGGCUGAGCCGUACUGCAAAGUGUCGGAGGCCUUGGACCUGCCGCCCAUCCUGGUCUAUGCCGACUGUGUGCUGGCCAACUGGAAGCUGAAGGACCCCACAGGUCCAUUCGAAAUUGGGAACAUGGACACCAUAUUCAAGUUUCCUGGGGGAGAAUCAUGCAGGGGCUUCUUCCUGGUCUCCUUGCUGGUGGAACAGGCUGCAUGCAGAGGGAUAGAGGGAAUUGCCAUGGCGAUGAACUCCAUGCUGACCCAGGACAAUCGUCGUGUGAAGGAAGGUCUACUGAUGGUGAACGAAUCCCUGCUGAAGAUGAAGGAGGUGUUUGGACUCAUGCGCAAACACGUGGAGCCUGAUGUCUUUUAUGGGACACUGCGGAUCUUCUUUACUGGGUGGAUGGACAACCCUGCCCUGCCCGAUGGGCUAUGCUAUGAGGGGCUCUCUACAGAGCCUUUGCAGUUGAGGGGGGGCAGUGCUGCUCAGAGCUCCAGCAUCCAAUGUUUUGAUGCUCUGUUGGGUGUCAAACAAAUGGAAACCUCAGCUGACAGCUACCUGAAGGACAUCCGCAGUUACAUGCCCCCAGCCCACCGGCACCUGAUCGAGGUCCUCGAGAGUCGGACUCCCUUGCGUUCAUACGUGGAGAAUUCUGGCGAGCAGGAUCUCAUCGACACCUACGACAAGUGUGUUGAGGCCCUGGUGGCCCUGCGAUGCUACCACCUGCAGGCUGUAAGCAGCUAUGUGUCUGCGCCCAGUAAGAGUGCACACAGGGGCGACCCCACCCCCAGGGAGGAAAAGGGCACAGGUGGCACAGAUGCCUUCCGUUUCCUGAAGAGCGUCCGCGACUCGACCAAGAAUGUCCUCAUCAGCCCUAAAUGA